This is a messenger RNA of Symsagittifera roscoffensis, 456 nucleotides long. RefSeq lists its product as uncharacterized. The coding region runs from base 1 to 456 and encodes 151 amino acids. NCBI's taxonomy places the organism in Eukaryota, Metazoa, Xenacoelomorpha, Acoela, Convolutidae. The record is from RefSeq and is a predicted model, not a curated record. The transcript is spliced from 2 exons.
AUGAGGAAGAGGAGGAGAAAGAGGAGGCGGAGGAAGAGUUGGAGAGAGAGAAAGGGAGGGAGCGAGAAGGUGAAAGAGUGGAGAGUGAGAGAGAAAAAGCUGGAGAGCGGGAGAGAGAGAGAGAGAGAGAGAGAGAGUGUUGUAGAGAGUGAGGGAGCUAGAGAGCGAGAGAGCAAAAAAUUGAGAAGAGACAGAGAGAGAGAGAGAGAGAGAGAGAGAGAGAAGCAGGAGGGGGAUGAGGAAGAGGAGGAGAAAGAGGAGGCGGAGGAAGAGUUGGAGAGAGAGAAAGGGAGGGAGCGAGAAGGUGAAAGAGUGGAGAGUGAGAGAGAAAAAGCUGGAGAGCGGGAGAGAGAGAGAGAGAGAGAGAGAGAGAGUGUUGAAGAGAGUGAGGGAGCUAGAGAGCGAGAGAGCAAAAAAUUGAGAGUGAGAACGAGAGAUCGAGAGAUCGAAAGAUAG